UUAGAGAGAGGGAGAGGGAGAGAGAGGGAGAGAGAGAGUCAGACAUUACGCUCGGGCUCGGUGCCAAACUGCACACUACCACAGGUGUGUAACUGUUUAGGCAUGCUAGUUAGUAACCUUGGAUAAUAUGUGGGUUUGGACCUAACCCUCCAGUCUCUCACUGUGGGAACAGCAGAAGGGGGUCAUACUAGCUUAUAACCAGAGCACUGAAGCCUAAGGAGCUUUAGUCAUGUCCUCUACCAGAGCUCUGGAGGUGGUGAACAUCCCGUGGAGGAACAACAACUUCAGCCUGCUGAGUAAAGAUGCGCCGCUAUCUGACCAGGGAGACACAAUCAUUGGAGUUUACCUGCUGCUGCUCGGUUGGCUGUCAUGGUUUGGAAACAGUAUAGUGAUCUUUGUCCUGUUUAAGCAGAGGGUGACUCUGCAACCCACAGAUUACCUCACUCUUAACCUGGCCAUAUCGGACGCCAGCAUCUCAGUGUUCGGAUACUCCCGCGGCAUCCUCGAGAUCUUCAACGUGUUUCAGGAUAAUGGAUACCUCAUCACCUCAGUGUGGACCUGCCAGGUGGACGGCUUCUUUACUCUCCUCUUUGGCCUGGGUAGCAUUACCACGUUAAGUGCCAUCAGUGUCACCCGAUACAUAAAGGGAUGUCACCCAAGCAAAGCUCACUGCAUCACAACCACCACUGUAGGCAUGAGUAUCCUGUUUAUAUGGAUUUCAGCUGUAUUCUGGUCUACAGCUCCACUGCUGGGCUGGGGAAGUUACACAGAUCGAGGGUAUGGUACCUGUGAGAUUGACUGGGCCAAAGCGAAUUACUCCACCAUCCACAAAUCCUACAUCAUCACCAUCCUGAUCCUUUGUUUCUUUGUUCCUGUAUUGAUCAUGCUGUUCUGCUACGUGUCCAUCAUCAACACUGUGAAGAGAGGCAAUGCCAUGUCAGCAGACGGAGACUUGACUGACCGACAGAGAAAGAUUGAGAGAGAUGUCACCAUAGUUUCAAUAGUCGUCUGCACAGCAUUCAUCCUGGCUUGGUCUCCGUAUGCCGUGGUGUCCAUUUGGUCCGCAUGUGGCUUUCAUGUACCCAGUCUGACCAGCAUCUUCACCCGGCUCUUUGCCAAGUCUGCAAGCUUCUACAACCCACUCAUCUACUUUGGCCUCAGCUCAAAAUUUCGCAAAGAUGUUGCUGUGCUGCUGCCUUGCACCCGACAUCGCAAUGAUGCAGUCAAACUCAAACGCUACACACACAAGGCCAAAGGAGAUGAGCAUCACAGGUACAGAGCUGAGGGACAGGAUGAGUGCAUUCUUGCUUACCAAGAGGCCAAGAAGGAGCUCCAGGCAGGAGAGGAGUCUGUAAACACUGUGCCCAGCCCUCAGUCCAGUACGUGCAGCAACCCUUGCAUUCCUCCUCCACUCAGCAAGCAGGUGCAUUUCAUUCAGAUACCCCAAACAUCUGAAACCCUUGAGUACGAGUCUGACAGACUGUAGAAUGUAGUUAAUCAAUCUGUAACUAUUCCGUUUUGAAUUUUAAAACAUACAAAAAACUUGACUAGUAGAACUGAAAAGCUAUUUUUGUAUAUGAACUGUACGUAACUGAUGAAAAAAUGAAAAUUAAAAGAUUUGAUGCAAUUUUUUUACCUUCUCUUCAUCCAUAUGUACCAGGGCUGCACGAUGUUGAAGAAUAAUGCUAUAUGCGGUACGAUAAUGCUAUAAGUUUGUAAAAUCAAUUUCAAUUAUAUUUAUAUAUUUAAAAACUGAAAAGGACAUAACCAACAUACGUUUCAUGUUCUUUUGAGGAAAAGAAAGCAUUCUCUGCCAUCUGCAUCACCCUAAAACUUUGACUUUUCAUAAUGUUUUGAAGUAUUAAAAUCAUUCAGUUAUGGCAAUAUUCACAUUUGUGAUAUUUCAUUGUGAUAUUUCAAAUUGCAUUGUGGGUAUGUAUAUACCUAUACAUACCCACAAUGCAAUUUGACUACCUGUGGAUAGUGGUGCCAUUGGGAUUUAGCCCUCGCUUCAUCUCUACCUAAAGAGAUCGAUGCAGCAGGGCUUUAGUCCUUUAGUCCAGCUCUCUCACCUCCUUAUCUGUACACUCUGCUCAAACAGAUCAGCUUCCAAAGCUUCAACUUUCAUGCUAAUACCACAGUCAAAGCCAACGCGCUCGUCAUCUCGCAGAUUGCUAACUAGCCGAGCCAAGUCUUUGUCAUAACUCAACACAAAUAUAUCAUAUUGCUACAGUACAGUCUGGUAAUUUGAGUCCAGUGUUGGCUGUCUCCACGACAUCUAUGCUGGAUUUUUCAUUAAUAUGACAUUGAAUGUUGCUGGAAAACUAUGAGUGAGAAAAGAAACUAUUUUAUUUUUAGGAGCCAACAGUGAAACUUGACCGUUAUCCCCCAUGAUUGAGAAUGUUGAAUUUUUUAUUAACAUUGUUUCUACACUUGCAGUGUCCCACUGUGACGUCAGUGUAUCAGAUAACUGCUACCUGCUCACAGAAUAAUGAAAAUACAGCACUGACUGACAAACUAGUUCCAGAAUCACUAAACACACUGCAAAUAUUUCAAUAUAAAUUUAUUUAAUGCAUUUCAUUUGCUUUACGUGGCUUUUUCUCUCACUUCAUACAUUAUUUUAUGAAACUUUUGGUCAAGGUUCUUAGGCUGUUAUUUAUCAGGGUAAUUUACGCAUCUACACAGCACCUUUCUCCAGCUGGAUUCAGGGUGUUUGACUGAAUGAAAAGAGUCAGUGAAGCAUUUUCUGUCAACUGAAAUAACCACUCUGCUUUUUCUAAUCGAGAUCAUAAAUGCUUCAAUUCACAACUCAAGGGUAAACAUUUUUGCACAUUUUAAAGGAGAGUGGGGUCACUUGUAACACUGUCACUGACUCGAAUCAGCAACAAACUAGUGCUGACACUCACUCCGCACAUGCUCAGUAGCAUCCUCUGCCUGCUUCUAGAAGAACUGCAACUUAACCACCACUCGGAACAAUUUACUGACAGAAGUCAGGUUUAAAUUAUGUGUCCAUUUUGAUCACUGUCUGGUUGACUAUCAGUAAGCAGUGAGCAUAGAUGACAAUGCUAAGCUGGUUAGCUAGCGUGUCAGAUUUCAAGAUAGUUGACAGUUUGGAGUCAGUUGCAACAGCAUUACCAAUACAAGUUUAUAAGAUAUUUAACAAAACAGAAAAAAGAUUCUACUUACUUGAAUAAUUCUUUCCAUCCUUGGCAAAACUUCAUGGCACAUGGAUGAAGCACAAAGACCUGAGCAUAUUAUUCCUGUGACUGACAUAUUUGUGUAUCAUGCUGUGCCCAACAUUUAUGCACCCAUAUAAGAAUAUAUAUAUAAAAUAGAUAUUUUAGCUGUAUGGUUCAAACAUUAUACUACAUGAGUCCGUUACAUAAUAAUUAUCAAAUUAAAAAAAAAAAAAAAAAACCUUAAUGAAUU
Messenger RNA from Pangasianodon hypophthalmus (striped catfish), 3429 nucleotides. It is a transcript of the gene opn6a, whose product is annotated as opsin 6, group member a. The record is from RefSeq and is a predicted model, not a curated record. NCBI's taxonomy places the organism in Eukaryota, Metazoa, Chordata, Actinopteri, Siluriformes, Pangasiidae. Gene Ontology annotation, molecular function: G protein-coupled receptor activity. The coding region runs from base 230 to 1486 and encodes 418 amino acids. The transcript has 6 exons. Gene Ontology annotation, cellular component: membrane. Gene Ontology annotation, biological process: G protein-coupled receptor signaling pathway.